This is a messenger RNA of Caenorhabditis remanei, 1101 nucleotides long. RefSeq lists its product as uncharacterized. Gene Ontology annotation, molecular function: fructose-bisphosphate aldolase activity. The coding region runs from base 1 to 1101 and encodes 366 amino acids. The record is from RefSeq and is a predicted model, not a curated record. Gene Ontology annotation, cellular component: cytosol. Gene Ontology annotation, biological process: fructose 1,6-bisphosphate metabolic process; glycolytic process. The transcript is spliced from 4 exons. NCBI's taxonomy places the organism in Eukaryota, Metazoa, Nematoda, Chromadorea, Rhabditida, Rhabditidae.
AUGGCAACUGUCGGCGGCGCAUUCAAGGACUCUCUCACCCAGGCCCAAAAGGAUGAGCUCCACCAGAUCGCACUCAAGAUUGUUCAGGAUGGAAAGGGAAUCCUCGCCGCGGAUGAAUCCACCGGCACCAUCGGAAAGCGUCUCGACGCCAUCAACCUCGAGAACAACGAGACUAACCGUCAGAAGUACCGUCAGCUUCUGUUCACCACUCCAAACCUUAACCAACAUAUUUCUGGAGUGAUUCUCUACGAGGAGACUUUCCAUCAAAGCACUGACAAGGGAGAGAAGUUCACUGAUCUUCUCAUCAAGCAAGGAAUCGUUCCAGGAAUCAAGCUUGAUCUUGGAGUUGUUCCAUUGGCUGGAACUAUCGGAGAGGGAACCACCCAAGGGCUUGACAAACUAGCCGAGCGUGCUGCUACUUUCAAGAAGGGAGGAUGUGGAUUCGCUAAGUGGCGCUGUGUCUUGAACAUCGGAACCCACACGCCUUCUCACCUCGGAAUGCUUGAGAACGCCAAUGUACUCGCCAGAUACGCAACCAUUUGCCAAGCUAACGGACUUGUCCCAAUCGUUGAGCCAGAAGUUCUUUGCGACGGAGAGCACGAUUUGGCCCGUGCCCAGAAGGUUACCGAGCAAGUGCUCGCCUACGUUUACAAGGCGCUUGCUGAUCAUCAUGUCUACCUCGAGGGAACUCUUCUCAAGCCAAACAUGGUCACUCCGGGACAAUCAAGCUCCUCCAAGGCCACUCACGAGGAGAUUGGACUCGCCACUGUCACUGCUUUGAGACGUGGAGUUCCAGCUGCUGUUCCAGGAAUUACAUUCCUUUCCGGAGGACAGUCAGAACUUGAUGCUACUGCCAAUCUUCAUGCCAUUAACACGGCUCCACUUGGUAAACCAUGGAAGCUCACUUUCUCAUACGGACGUGCUCUUCAAGCUUCCGUUCUCAAGGCAUGGGGAGGAAAGGAAGAGAACAUCGCUGCUGCUCAAAAGACUCUCCUUCACCGCUCCAAGGCCAACGGAGACGCUUCCCUCGGAAAGUACCAAGGAGAAGACGCUGCUGGAGCCGCCGCGGAGUCGCUUUUCGUUGCCAAACAUUCCUAUUAA